This is a messenger RNA of Owenia fusiformis, 1682 nucleotides long. NCBI's taxonomy places the organism in Eukaryota, Metazoa, Annelida, Polychaeta, Sabellida, Oweniidae. The record is from the annotation of a GenBank genome assembly.
GAAGCACAAUGCAAGGACAGGCAUUUGGACAAUACCACAACAUGGGGUACUGGAAUGGCACACAUGAUAUGUAUGGGGGAUCCCCUACAUUUCAAAUGUCGCAGCAAAUGGGACAAUAUGCUAACAUUGGAGUCAGUGGUCCAUCAUUCGUCAACUCACUUCCACAAAUGCAACCAUCACAACCGUUAGUUUCACUAAAUUUAGUGCAACAAUUCCAGCUGUCGCUAGGCAGCCACAUGUCGCUAGGAAAUCCAAUGACAACAAGUAACCAAGGGCAACCUCAUCUUACCACAGUACAACCUACACAAAGUUGUGCAACAGAGAUCAUGAAUCUUGAUGCUACCCAGGGGAAAGAAAAUCAGCCCCCAAUAUCUAUGACAACAACUGAACCCACUAGUCCACUAUCCAACUAUUUGAACUCCCCACUGAUGGACAUAAAUGCUGCCUACCCACUACCAGAGAUAAAAAUGUCAGACAUUUCCGCCAUUCUUCUUGAGGAAGAAGCCAAGUCUGAUAUCAUAAAUUCAGCUGAUUUGUCUCCACUUGUGUCAACAUCGUCAAAUUAUUCUGACAGUACAUCAUAUGGAAGUUAUGACACUGUAUCUGACUCUAACUCAAAUGACUCUGAAUUCGGAGAAUACUAUUCUACCCAGACACCUUUGAGCUGUAACUGGAGCCCAAAUCCUGAUGACAUGAACAUGUCUGAUGUUUCACCCCCACCAUCAAUUAACAUAACCCAUAAAGAAUACACACAAAAACUCACAGAGGGAGCUUUAAGCAAGAGGCAAAAUCGACGUCAGGGGCGUAAAUUUGGAACAUCGUCAGAAUCAUCACCACCAGCGGGAAUUCACGAAUCUGAGAUGGUUAAGCUAAAGAAAGCGUGGCAAAAGACAUUUCUCCCUCUGCCAAGUAAAAAUUUGACUUGUCAGGUGUGCAGUAAAACUUUCACAACAAGAGCAAACCUGGGUAUACACAGCAGAGUUCACACUGGAGAAAAACCAUAUGAAUGUCCUGAUUGUGGUAAAUGUUUCUCGCAGAAAGCCACGCUGAAGACACACUCCAGGACACAUACUGGUGAGAAGCCUUUCCAGUGUGAAUCAUGCUCAAGAGGAUUCUCUGAUUAUUCAACUUAUUCUAAACAUGUGAGAAUUCACUCUGGGGAAAAGCCAUACAAAUGCGACCUCUGUGAUGUGUCAUUUGCACAAUCUGGAAAUCUUCACCGACAUCGUAAAUUACAUUUUAAAAAACAACUCAAGAAGGAAAGAGCUGCAAUUUAUUGAUAAAAUGACAAGUCGCAUACAUGUACAUUCUUGAUGAACAAUGACCAACAUGAACGAUGAUCUAGACCAGUUGAUGUUUAAAUGAUUUUGUGUGUUCAUAUUUACAUUUUUUAUUCUCUGACUGGUAUAUGUAGUUAGGUGUGCAUGUGUUUAUCCAAUAAUCACACAUUAUAUAAUCAAACCAUUGUAUAUAUAACAAGCCAAAUGUAAGUGUUUGCCAAAGUCAAAAUGGCUUUUGAUGUAUGUCAAGAUGUACUGAAAACAUUUAAAAAUAAAAAAGUUUUAAUUUUGAAAUGUGAUUUCUUGUUUCAGUCCUUUUAAGUAUAAACUCUGUCCAUUACAAUAGAUGCCAUGAUUAUUACAGCAAUGGGCUUGCAAGGAAUAUUCAUUUAAACAUUGAAA